AUGCAUUCUGGUAAGAUUGUAAUCAUAACAGGCGCGAACACCGGCAUCGGCCUGGAAACAGUCAAAUCACUAUUGCGCUCGAGCCAGAAAUACCACAUCCUGCUUGGUGGUCGCAAUCUUGAGAAGGCUCAAUCGGCCUGCCAGAACCUCGAUUCUGGGACAUCGCCAAGCUCAAUCGAGCCGUUCCAGGUGGACGUUGAAAGCGACGAGUCAAUCGAGGCAGCUUUCAAGCAUAUCUCAGCCAAAUACGAACGGGUCGAUUGUCUCAUCAAUAAUGCUGGAGCUUGUUUUGACGCCCAAAUUACGGACGGCCGCAUGACAGCCCGAGAGGCAUGGAAUAAAGCAUGGGAUGUCAAUGUGACUGGUGCACAUAUCAUGACUACAGCCUUUCUCCCACUCUUGCUCAAGUCUCAAGAUCCUAGACUGCUGUUCAUCACUAGUGGUCUUUCCUCGUUGCAGGGUUCUUCAGAUCCCAACAACCCGAGGAACGUUUUCCCACCGGCAGGGCUUCCCAAACCAUUCCCGUUCGUCGGGUACCGGUCCUCGAAGACAGGGCUUAAUAUGGUAAUGGUGGAGUGGGCGAAGGCCUUGAAGAACGACGGGGUUAAGGUGUGGUCUGUUGCUCCCGGUCUGUUGGCUACUGGCUUGGGUGGUGACGUGGACCUGUUGAAGAGACUGGGGGCGCAGGAUCCGAGUAUUGGAGGCGAUACCAUCCGACGAGUGGUUGAGGGAGAUAGAGACGGUGAGGCGGGUAAUGUCGUACGCGAAUACUUAACACCGAUUCAACCAUGGUAA
This is a messenger RNA of Aspergillus nomiae NRRL 13137, 795 nucleotides long. Its product is annotated as putative short chain dehydrogenase. The record is from RefSeq and is a predicted model, not a curated record. Bases 1 to 795 code for a protein of 264 amino acids. The transcript has 3 exons. NCBI's taxonomy places the organism in Eukaryota, Fungi, Ascomycota, Eurotiomycetes, Eurotiales, Aspergillaceae.